AUGGAGAGAAAAAAGGAGAAAGAGAAGAAAGAUAGUGGGAUUGGCGGUAAACUAUUUCAUUUCGAUCAUGACUCCUCAGGUUCAAACGGCGAUUUACACUUAUCUGUUAAUGAUGCAGAUUUAGGUCGCCCUUCUAUGGAUAGAAAGGAGACUAUCGUUCCUUCAUCGGCUUCAAUUGCACCUGUACGCUUAUCUCGUGAUACUUCCUCGACAGCUUCAACUGUAAGAGAGGAAUUUGAUGCUGGGAUUGCCGAAAUAAGUUCGCCGAGGGCUUCACACUCUAAAGAACCAGAUACGGAUUUUCCUGUACCUUCAGUCACUGAUGACACUCCAGCUGCGCCUUCACCUGUACAUGCCAACAAUUCCACAUCUACUGCAGGUAUGAUGACUAUCAAGGUUUACAACGGAGAAGGAUUUAGCUUGCCUUUCCCAAUAACUUCAAAUGAACAAAUUUUGGGCAAACUAUUGAGCUCUGGUAUCACCGCUAGCCGUACGAACCUUGCCUCAGAAAUAGAUUCGUUAAGUUCUCAACUUUCAAGAAUACAAUUGGGAAGCCAGGGACCAGCUGACGAGAAUUUAUUGCCCGGAGAUCAAUGUACUAAGUUUAUUCCAGCAACAAUUGUGCUACCAGGGCCUGAAACUUUGAACCCUUUGCUUUACUUUACUAUUGAGUAUGACAACACAGUAGCUACAAUCGAACCUGAAUACGGAACCAUGGUGAACCCUGUUUUCAAUAAAAUCUCGACAUUUGAUGUCACUAGAAAACUACCUUAUUUGAAGAUCGAUGUUUUUGCUAGGAUUCCAUCAAUUUUGCUUCCUUCAAAAACAUGGCAACAAGAGAUGGGUCCUCACGACGAAGCAUUGCAAGCAAUGUUGGACAAGAUUAAUUCAAACCAGGAUAUUCAUCUCGAUUCCUUCCAUCUACCGGUGAACUUGAAGAUUGAUUCAGCCGCCAACAUCAGGUUGUUUAAUCAUCAUUGGAUCUCCUUGGAUAAUGGUUGGGGUAGGAUCAAUAUGAGUGUUGAUUAUAAACCAGCCAAAAAUAAGGCUUUAUCUAUUGAUGAUUUUGAUUUGCUUAAAGUCAUCGGUAAGGGUUCAUUUGGUAAAGUCAUGCAAGUCAGGAAGAAGGAUACUCAAAAAGUUUACGCCUUAAAGGCACUCAGGAAAGCCUACAUUGUUUCUAAAUCUGAAGUUACGCACACUUUGGCUGAGAGGACAGUACUGGCUAGGGUCGAUUGUCCAUUUAUCGUUCCGUUAAAAUUCUCAUUCCAAUCUCCAGAAAAACUGUAUUUGGUGCUAGCAUUUAUCAAUGGUGGUGAACUUUUUUAUCACCUGCAAAAGGAAGGAAGAUUCGAUCUUUCACGUUCGAGAUUCUACACGGCUGAGUUAUUGUGCGCUUUGGAGACGCUACACAGCCUAGACGUCAUUUACCGUGAUUUAAAACCUGAAAAUAUCCUGUUAGAUUAUCAAGGGCAUAUCGCUCUAUGUGAUUUUGGGUUGUGUAAGCUCAACAUGAAGGAUAAGGAAAAGACUGAUACAUUUUGCGGCACUCCAGAGUACCUCGCCCCAGAGCUACUACUGGGCCAGGGUUACUCAAAAGUUGUUGACUGGUGGACUUUAGGUGUCCUUCUUUAUGAGAUGCUAACAGGUUUACCCCCAUACUACGACGAAGAUGUUCCAAAGAUGUACAAAAAAAUUUUGCAAGAACCCCUCAGAUUCCCUGAUGGGUUUGAUAGAGACGCAAAGGAUUUGUUGAUUGGUUUGUUAAGCCGUGAUCCAAAGAGAAGGUUGGGUUACAAUGGAGCCCACGAAAUUAAAAGGCAUCCAUUCUUCAGCCAAUUAUCAUGGAAACGGCUAUUAAUGAAGGGCUACAUCCCACCAUACAAACCACCGGUCACUAGCGCCAUAGAUACUAGUAAUUUCGAUCAAGAGUUCACUAGAGAGAAGCCCAUCGAUAGUGUGGUGGACGAGUUUUUAAGUGAAAGUGUCCAGAAGCAGUUUGGUGGCUGGACCUAUGUCGGAAACGAGCAACUAGGCAGUUCGAUGGUCCAGGGAAGAAGCAUAAGAUAA
Molecule: messenger RNA, 2070 nt
Organism: Torulaspora delbrueckii
Lineage: Eukaryota; Fungi; Ascomycota; Saccharomycetes; Saccharomycetales; Saccharomycetaceae
Gene: YPK1
Product: serine/threonine protein kinase YPK1
Exons: 1
Coding region: 1-2070 (689 amino acids)
Biological process (GO): protein phosphorylation
Molecular function (GO): protein serine/threonine kinase activity; ATP binding
Source: RefSeq, a predicted model, not a curated record